GAAGGAGCAGAGAGAGAGAGAAGGAGUGGGAGAGAGAGGCUAUAGCUAUACUAUAUGAAAGUCUCUUCUCGUCUGGAGCUCGGACCAGACGCCUGGACCUCGGCUCUCAGUGGUGGUCAGUCAGUCCGGGGUGUAGGAUGGACAGUGUGGAGAGGGAAUCCGGCAGGAAACGGUUCGCCUUCAGCAUCGACAGCAUCCUGAGAGGGACGUCCGACAGAGGAGACCAUGGCAAGGCUGGCAGGACUGGCACAGUUGGCGAGGAAGACCCGCAGCACCCUCAGAGUUCCUCAGAUCCAAAAUCCAGCUCAACCACCACCAACCCCACAGAACCAGAACCGCUCCAGCGCUCCUGCCUCUGCUGCUGCUACUGCUCACACUGCGGAGAGAUGCUGCAGGCCGAAUACACACCUGCCACAGCGUGUCCGUUAGCGUGGAGCAGGAGAGCUCUGACGGAGUCGGUUCUGGUCGGCGAGGCUCAGAGGAGGGAGAGCUUCAGUCAGAUCCAGAAGAGGAUCCGCCGCCAUCGAACCAUCUUCACCGAGGAGCAGCUGGACGCUCUGGAGGAGCUGUUCCUGCAGAACCAGUACCCUGAUAUCCACACCCGCGAGCAGCUGGCUGAGAGAACACACCUGCGGGAGGAGAGGGUGGAGGUGUGGUUUAAGAACCGGAGAGCGAAGUGGAGAAGACAGAAGAGACUGCCUUUCAGUCUCCGCGGACAAGACGAGUGGAAAAACGUGCUGCACGGAGACUGAUGGAUUCGUGAUGAACGACGAAUGGAUAUGUGUUUAACUUACAUAACUUGAUUAUUUAUUCAUUUAUGUAUUUAUCUAUUUUAAAAAUAUCCCUUUACCUACAUUAUAUGGACCAAAGUAUUAAGACACUUGCUCUAUCAACUGUCUCUACU
Molecule: messenger RNA, 904 nt
Organism: Astyanax mexicanus (Mexican tetra)
Lineage: Eukaryota; Metazoa; Chordata; Actinopteri; Characiformes; Acestrorhamphidae
Product: homeobox protein goosecoid-2
Exons: 3
Coding region: 138-752 (204 amino acids)
Biological process (GO): regulation of transcription by RNA polymerase II
Cellular component (GO): nucleus
Molecular function (GO): RNA polymerase II cis-regulatory region sequence-specific DNA binding; DNA-binding transcription factor activity, RNA polymerase II-specific
Source: RefSeq, a predicted model, not a curated record